Molecule: messenger RNA, 784 nt
Organism: Protopterus annectens (West African lungfish)
Lineage: Eukaryota; Metazoa; Chordata; Ceratodontiformes; Protopteridae
Product: C-C motif chemokine 20-like
Exons: 3
Coding region: 56-355 (99 amino acids)
Biological process (GO): positive regulation of GTPase activity; cellular response to tumor necrosis factor; positive regulation of ERK1 and ERK2 cascade
Cellular component (GO): extracellular region
Molecular function (GO): chemokine activity; CCR chemokine receptor binding
Source: RefSeq, a predicted model, not a curated record
UUGCAAGUUAAAAUUUUGUUUAUUUGAUUAACUGCCAAAGACAACUCUUUCAGACAUGGCAUGUUCAUUUGCAGUCUUUCUUUUUCUUGUUACAGUUUGUAUGAGUGAAUUAGCAUUCCAGUGGAACUCUAAUCCCAUCAGCUGCUGUAAAAGUAUAAGAAACAAGCCAUUUCCAAUACACAAACUAGAGAACUUCACAUUCCAAACAAAAGAUAGUCAUUGCAGAAUUGAAGCUAUCGUAUUUGACACAGUAUGCAACAAAAAGGUCUGUGGAAAUCCAAAAAAUACCUGGGUGCGCCAAGCAAUAAAAGUGUUACAAGGAAGAGUUGAAAAGAGCAACUUAGAAAAGUGUUAGAAGAAUGGAUCAUCAUAACUAACAUAGUCUGUUUUGUCCAAAAAUAUCUUUUCUAUUUAAUUUUCUUUAAAAUAUCUUCAAAUAACUGUUACUGCAUGUUCUCUCAUAUCUUGCUGAUGAAGCUCAGAUUUUAGUUAGGUAUAAGUGAAGGUUCUGCUUACUAAAACGAAUGGUGGUAAAUUGUAUGGUCUUCAAAUGAGUUCAUUUUUUGGGAGACAUAUUUGCUAUGAGUAAGCUACCCUAAUUUCCAAAUAAUGAUAUAGAUGGCUGUAUAAUUUCUUUUACAUUUACUGACAAUAGUGUAGAAUAAACUUAGUGGAAAAUCUUAAUUAUGCAUCAGAACCUACCUGGUACUAAUGCUUACUAGAUAACAUUGCUAUAUACCUUUGUAGCUGCUCUGUCUAACUAAUAAAUAUCAAGUUCAUGCAA